This is a messenger RNA of Phytophthora infestans T30-4, 12147 nucleotides long. RefSeq lists its product as uncharacterized. The record is from RefSeq and is a predicted model, not a curated record. Bases 1 to 12147 code for a protein of 4048 amino acids. Lineage: Eukaryota; Oomycota; Peronosporomycetes; Peronosporales; Peronosporaceae. The transcript is spliced from 2 exons.
AUGGAAAUUGCGAGUGCUUCUCCUCUGAUUGGUCUUACACGUGGUGGAACGCAAGUUCAUGUUCGUGGUAAGGGAUUUGUGAAUCGUCAUGAGCUGCGAUGUCGAUUUGGGGAAGUUUCUGUGCCUGCUCACUACGUGAACAACUCCUGCGUUACCUGCGUUAGUCCUCCCAUGUUCAAGGCAGCAAAUAAAGUGUCGUUGUCCGUCUCGUUGGGAAUAUUUUCCACGUCCGACACGGACGACGAUAACGUGACAUUCUCGUAUAUCAGCACACCACUUAUUCAACGGGUAGAGCCUUCGAGUGGGAUGUACAACCAGAGUCAUUCUGUUCGGAUUUUUGGCACUGGAUUCGUCCCAGACAUGGCAACAACCUGCCGGUUUGGAACAAAUACUGGAAAUAUUCCAGCGACGAUUGUUUCAAGUCAUGAACUUAAGUGUACGAUGAGAAUUGGUUCAUCUAAAUCUAUGGAGAAAUCAAAAGUGCUGCCAAUUGGGUUAAGUAUAAGUGGAGGGGCAUAUUUCGAGACCGGCUUUAGCUUCACUGUUUUUGCGCCCGUGGUACUGACUGAAGUUGCUCCGAACGCGAUAAUUCCUUUUCAAACUGAUCGAAUCAAGCUCGAAUGUCUUGACGUGUUCCCGUCUCGUGAGUGGCAGUGCAAAUUCGAUAGUCUGAACGUCACUACGAUGGGAAGAUUUGUGUCUAGGGAUACGAUAUCAUGUCUGACACCUCCAGCACGAUCACUACGGACAGGUGUGCUUGUCGUCAGACUCUUUAAUGAUGGCAUCGAGUACUCGAUGAACAGCGUGGAAGUAGACGUACUUCAUACGCCGGAAAUAUUUGACUACAGUCCAAAAUCAAGAGGUGUGUACAUGUCCUCGGCUUCCAAUGAAGACAUCGUCGACUACGUGACUAUUACAGGAAAGAACUUUGCUCCUUUCCGACGCAUCGAUUGUCGAUUCGGCUCUCUAUGUUCUCAAGGAUCCUUUGUAAGUACGACUCAAGUUCGAUGUCGUAUCCCUAUGUCACGUACUCCAACACGAGUAUCUCUUGCAAUAUCGUUCAACGAGGUUGAUUUUCUGCCUGCAACUGAAUUAUUCGAGUACUUUCUAAAUUUCAAGAUCGAGAACAUUUCUCCUACUAACGGUGCAGUAUCAGGUGGCACUGCUGUGCACUUUUACGGUGGCGAAUUUGCCGUGAACGAGACGAUCUUGUGCAGGUUUGGAGACUAUAACAGCGAUGCGUAUGCAGUUGUGAUUUCGUCAACAGAGAUCAUCUGCACAAGCCCCAAUGUCUUAGAAAUUGGCAAGGUUGGUGUUAAAAUUUGGUCAGUGACGCGACGAUUAUCCGGAACCCUUUUGAGUGCCUUCACGUACACGAAAGAACCAAUUGUGUUGAUGGUGUCACCAAUGGAAGCACUCGAGAAAAUGACAACACUGUUUGAUGUCUAUGGUCGUGGAUUUAUGCACUCGCCAAUGCUCGGGUGCAGUUUUAGUGGAGAUCGAAAGAAUACCGGGCAAAUAGUGCAAGCAAUCUGGGUAUCAACCGUGCAUAUAAAGUGCUCAUCUCCGCCAACAAACACAUCGGUUGGUAACGUCCAGUUCGGGGUGACCAAUAACGGCGUCGACUUUGUGUACGCCAGUCGCUCAGCGAUGAUUCGUUUCCGUACCCUGUUUGAUGUAGCUGAAAUAUACCCUUCAUCUGGAAGUACUGGAGGUGGAACUGCUGUGUCCAUUAGUGGGAAGCCUUUCGACAAAGACGUCAGAUAUUGGUGUCGAUUCGGUCACAACACGGAGCCUGUCAACGCCACAGCUGUGAGUGACGAGGAGUUAAUUUGUAUCAGCCCUUCGUUCGCGUUUAAAACUGGAGAAGUUGCUGUCUAUCUCUCCGUCAAUGGCCGUGACUUUGCCUCAACGAAUCAGACUUUUAGCUACCAGCCGAAGCCACAAAUAUUCAAGAUAUCCCCAACAAGAGGUUCGAUGGACGCGUCGACGAUGGUUACAGUGAUCGGGGAGGGCUUUUAUUCUGUCUCUCCUUUAUGUCGAUUUGGAGAAACUAGUGUUCAAGCGUACGUCCAGUCGAACUCGGAGCUAAAGUGCAACGCACCAACUAAUCGCAACGCCGAGGAAGUACCGGUUGAGAUAUCUCUAAACGAUGGCGUGGAUUUCACUCAAAAUGGCGUGCUGUAUACGUACAUGCCAUCACCUCAAAUUCACCUGAUCACUCCAGCGUCCGGUCCAGCGUCCGGUGGAACAUUGGUCCAAAUCAUUGGACUUAACUUGUACUCAUCGAAGCUGACACAGUGCUGCUUUGGAGAUCGACAUCACUGUACACAGGGGUGGCUAUUAAACGCCACUGUGGUUGAGUGCGUGACUCCACCUUCUCCCGCUAAACUAUCAGUGGCUGGGGCUGGCUCACAGCGGGUUCCGAUACUCUUGGCAUUAAAUGGACAGGAUUUUAUCACACUCGGGAUGCAAUUCGAGUACGUUCUCGACGUCACAAUUGACGAUGUUUCGCCAAUAUUUGGUGACAUUGACGGUGGUACAACAGUGUUUCUUCAUGGGCGCCACUUACGCUCCUCGCCUGGAUUAGAAUGUCGCUUUGGCAAUAUUCGAACUCUUGCAACAUUCUGGAAUGACUCGACAAUUUCAUGUGAGAGCCCUCCUCACCCAGUAGGCAAAGAAAGUCUCUCAAUUUCGCUGAAUGGGCAGGAUUUCACGUUAGCUACGACAGAUUUUAAAUAUCUUCGUCUUCCAUCGGUGUAUACAGUAUCGCCCAGUGCUGGACCUUUGCUUGGAGGGUAUUCUGUCCGCAUCAAUGGGGGUCCAUUCGUGAACACUACGACAAUACUUUGUCAAUUUUCACAAGACAAUGAGGUUAUUAGCGCGACAACUGCCGUGUACGAAUCACCCAAAGAAGUUAGUUGUACAGCUCCUUCAGCCAAGCAUUCUGGACAAGGGUUUUUAUCUGUGUUUGUGAAUGGAAUAUCGAGUACUCGACUACGAUAUCUGGAGUUCUUGUAUAACGACGACGUUGUCCUGAAUGCAUUGGAGCCAUGGUUGUGUGAUAAUACUGGUGGGUGCAAGCUCGUAAUAUUUGGUACCAAUUUCAGACGAGACGCAGAGCUCGAGUGCUGUUUUGGUACAUCUGCACUGAACUCGACAUGCGUUCCUGCACAAUUCGUAAGCGAUGACAGACUGAGCUGUAUAUCUCCACCCGUAAAUCACGUCGGGUCUGUCGAAGUUAGUAUCAAAUCAUACGGUGUGGAAGUCUCACGCCAGUCGCUGGUACUGGAAGUACACCACCCUAUCGGUUUAGAAAAAAUACAUCCAGUAACAGGGACGUAUCGCGGCGGCACAAAAGUUACGAUUACAGGCUGGCACUUCACGCUCACACGUCAGCUGUCUUGCUGCUUCGAUGAUACUCAAGUCCCAGCUACAUUUAUCAAUUCGUCGAUGAUCGAGUGUUUCACCCCUUUUCGGCAGGCGAAACCUGCUUUGUUUCGAGUCAGCAUGAACGGCCAAGAUUGCAUGAAUAGCGGUGCUCUGCAGACUUUCACCUUUCAACUUCCACCUUCAAUUCUUCAAGUGUCUCCAAAUAUUGGAACGCGAUUGGGUGGGACGACGGUUCUGUUACAAGGAGAAAACUUCAAAGUGAAUGAAUCAACUUGCUACUUCGGGUCUACACCAGCCACUACCUCUGAGGUGCUGUCGGAUACUGAGAUGAAAUGUACGAGUCCUGCACAGAGCAGUCCACAGCGAUGUCAAGUCGUUGUAGCUGACAACAAUCAGGACUAUUCUACGAGUCCCGUAUUCUUCACGUACGUUGCAGCGGAAGAGGUGAAGUCCGUGUCACCAGUCCGGCUGCCUUCAAUUAAAGGCGGCAAAGUCACUGUCAGCACCGAGAAUGCUCGGAACAGUGCCAAUCUAAGCUGUUUCUUCGACCACGUAGCUGUCCCUGCAAGCUUCGAAUCUUCCUCUAAAGUCCACUGUUCAACUCCGAUUCUAACGCCUGGAUUCUACAACGUAUACAUUUCAAAUGACGGAAAGCUCAAGUCCGAUACUUUCGCUGUUAUUGAGCUCGUCAAGCCUCCUAUCAUCGCAUCAGUAGACCCGCUAAUCGGAGAUAUGGACGGUGGAGAACUGGUAUCCUUCGUUGGCUCUCGACUAAACACUGUAUCGCACUGUCGCUUUGGUGAUGUAUACACGUCUGCCUCUGUGUUGAGCCCCCAUCUGCUUCAGUGCGAAUCGCCGAGGCAAGUCUCCUUUGGUGAUGUAGCUGUCAAACUAUGGGACCACGGAGCUGAUAUCCCCUCUCAGGAAAUUCUGUUUACGUACAGAACCCCGGAACAAGCUACGAAGCGGAGACUGAGCUUGAUGGAGGAUGAAAAUGACUUGCUCCCUAUCCCGACAAUUGUGUCAGUUGAUCCACCUGAAGCGCCUGUUAUUGGAGGUCUGAUUACUGUACGUGGUCUUGACUUCUCGAAUACUCUGGAGCUCGCUUGUCGAGUUGGAUCGGUUGUCGUUGGAGCGAGGUUUCAUUCUUCUGAACAAAUUAUUUGCACAACGCCUCGGCUACAACCGAAUCGAUACAUUUUCCAGGUUUCGAAUGACGGUAAAGUGUUUUCAAAUAGUCCGACUAGCCUCAUGGUGUACACGGACGCGUUCGUCGACUCGAUUUCUCCCACUCAUGGAUCUCAAAAUGGCGGAACCGCAGUGACGAUAUACGGAAUGCACUUCCGGAAAAGCUCGUACUUACGGUGCAAAUUUGGAGACCUCGAAGCAGUCCAGGUGGCGAAGUAUGUGUCGUCUAGUGAGGUGGUUUGUAUCUCUCCACCUCAGCGUGAUAUGACGACAGUUGUACAAGUUGCGGUGACGAAUAACAACGCCACAUUUACUCCUAAUCCAGUGUUUUUCACGUACACGACAGCCGCAGAUUUGGUAUCGAUUACUUCGAAGUUUGGGAGUAUAUCUGGAGGUACUGAGCUUCUCGUUCGAUGGUACAACCUCGAGAUUAACUAUGACGGUUUGGUAACUUGUCGAGUUGGAAAUAUCGAUUCUAUCGGAAACGUCUUGGCAUCAAAUGUGGUGAAAUGUAUCACGCCUGGAGUGAAAUAUCCUGGUAAACAACCAGUACAAGUGAGUGUCAAUGGCCUUGACUUCACGACACCAAGCCUGUUCUUUGAAUACGUCAAGAAAAUUGUGAUCCAUGAACUGAUUCCCAACUUAGGGCCCAGUAUUGACGCGAACACGGUCAUGACAGUUCGCGGAUCGGGCUUCAUCAACUCCGUUAACCUCGCAUGCCUCUUCCGGUCGGUAAAAGCUCCUGCUACUUUUGUCAACCCGAGUAUGAUUACCUGUGCGGUACCACGAGAUUUCCCUGGCCAGGUGACUGUGCGAGUCACGAACAAUGGACUGGACGCAUCAACCAGCUCCGCUUUGUAUCUAUAUCUCCAGGAUAUGUCGGUGUCGCGCUUAUCCCCAACCAGAGGAUUAAAAGAGGGAGGAACCACCGUGUUUUUCCAGGGUAGAAACUUCGUGAAUCACACUCUCUUGGCUUGUCGGUUUGGCGAAAUCCUAAGUCCUGCCACAUACCUCUCGAACUCGGCUGCGGUUUGUGUUGCACCACGACAAUUAAUCGAUUUAAGAAGCUCAAACGGCUCAGUUGCGGUGGAGUUGACGAACAACCAAGUGGACUUUACGCACAGUGGUCUCAAGUAUACGUAUCUGCAGACCUGCCCAAGUUCACACUUCUGUACUAACGGGAACAUCCAAGCUUGUCCCAACGGAACAACCUGUGAAGCUCACGGCGGCACAAAUUUCUCACAAUGUGCUCCUGGGACGUUCCAACCCAGACAGAACCAAGUCACGUGCUUACCGUGUCCUGUUGGAUAUUUCUGUCCUGAUCACGGCAUGUCAAAGCCUGUGCUGUGUCGUGCUGGAAUGGUUUGUGAUGAACACGGACUGCGUACACCUGUGAAGCCAUGUCCGUCGGGUCACUAUUGUCGAAAAGGGACCAAAACUGCAGAUAUCCGCGACUUUACCACAAAUUCUGAAUACGCGAUUGACAAGGAGACUCAACUCGCAGCUUUUGUGGAGCAUUCUCGAGCGUGGGCGUUGAUCCCUCGCGUUGCACCUGCAAUUGGAAGUCGUCGUAUUGAACAUCCUCCAAGUUUAAGAAGCUGUGAGUUUCGGUUAUGUGUGGAAAACAGCACACUUCUGCUUGCUGAACGACCGUAUUCGUGUCCGAUUGGGACGUUUUGUCGACGUGGAGUCGCUGUCCAGCAAGCCCAGACGAACAACUACAGCGCGCCACAGAACUGUUAUCCUGGUUUCUUCUGUCCCCGUGGAUCCUCAACGCCAGAAGGAAAAGGUCCAUGUCCAACGGGUCAUUACUGUCCUAACGAUGUCGAUGCGGUGGUGUGUCCUGCUAGUCAAUAUUGUCCCGGAGUCGGCAAUCUACGACCGAGAGAUUGUUACCCUGGCACAUACAAUCCGUUAUCGAAGCAGUCGAACUGUACGCUCUGUCCAAGUGGCCAUGUGUGUCCUCAACCGAAGAUGUUGCAACCAGUAUUGUGUCCUGCUGGGUUUGUCUGUAUUUCCACUGGUCUGGCUGCACCAGUUCUGCUGUGUCCAGCGGGAUACGUCUGUCGGGAGGGUACACGAACGUUGGAUCCGUCCGAUACCAGCCCAUUCCGUCCAAUACCCUGUCCACAAGGCACGUAUUGUCUUGGCGGCGUGGCUCACAAUUCUACAAUCGACUGGGUUCCCAGCCGUCCGGAGGGUGCGGUAGCUCCUCAAGUUUGCACUGAAGGCACGUAUUGUGAAGAAGCGACUCCCACGCUAUCUGGUACUGGCGUCUGCUAUGCCGGUCACUAUUGUCCUCCUGGCUCGAGUGCUCCGAUUCAAGCGCAAGUGGGGAGUUUUGCGGGUACAACUGGAUCUGUAGUCUCCACAAUGUGCUUCCCUGGCACGUACACACCUUUGAAGGCUACUGUGGAGUGUGAGAUAUGUCCUGCUGGUCAUAGCUGUCCAGGGUACGGCACGUACAUACCGUCGCUAUGUCCUCGUGGCUUCUAUCGGUCACUGGCGGACAGUAUCACGUGUCGAGCUUGUCCGGAAGGAACAUGGUCGCCUAACACGGGGUUAACUGAUAUUUCAAACUGUGAGAUCUGUCCCGCUGGUCGAGUGUGCGGUAGCUCGGGUAUGAUCACAAUGGCGUCAAGUUUGCCGUGUGCUGCGGGGUAUGUUUGUGGCGAGGGGACAAAUCGACGCGCUCAAUUCGAUCAUUUGUGUCCUGCUGGCCACUAUUGCUCUUCUGCGACUCCUAUUCGUCAACAAUACGCUAACGUGUGCGAGAAAGGGAACAUUUGUGGACGUGGCACGAAAACGAUCGAGAAGAACAAAAGCAAAUGUCCGGAUGGCAAGUUCUGUCCUCUCGGUACAGCGAAUAGUAGUAGUAUCUACAUCAACUGUCCCAGUGGCACGUGGUCAAGCUCCAGUGAGGACGAGUUAGUGGAUUGUAGUAUUCGAGCAGUGCCGAUCUGUGACAAACUACCCGAGAAGCAGUACUACCCACAGUUUAGCUACGAUUUCCAAGGUACUCGCGUGAGUUUCGACUCCACAAACGAAAUCAGUCGCACGGGAGAAGUGGAAGUUGUGAGCGUCGUGUACCCAGUGAACGAAUCGGCUUCUCUACCGUUCUGGAAAAACGACACGGUCGAUACUAUUCGCGUAUGUCCGCAGAAGAUAGCUCCUGCCGGUGGCGUAUUGUUGACUGUGAUCGGUCGCAAUUUCCAGAAUACUGGUCGUCUUGUGUGUAAAUUUCAGCUUCCAAGGUCGCCGUUCUCUCAGAUUUCACCAGCGUUCUUCAGAAGCAGCACUAGAGUGGCGUGUCGUGCACCUCCUUUUGUCGGGAAUACUACUGGAGCGACCGGAGUUUUGUUCUCUCAAACCGUGAAGGUAAGUGUCUCUAACUAUGGCGUCCACUUUUCCACCACCACGGCUACAUUCGACAUCAUUUCGACCAAACAAGCGGCAUCGUUGAACAUGAAGCACCUCACAUCAAUGUGUCUAAAGAGAGUGGAAAACGAGGAAGGAUUCCGGAACAAUGACAAGGCCUGGUUCGCUCUCACAGGACUCGGCAAGGCAAAAUUAUCGUUUGACUUCCGUCAUCUUCCUGACGAUUUAGUCUACGAUGAACACUACAAGAUUGCCAUUUUCGUAAAGAACAGCACCUGUGAAGACCAAAUUUGUGAUUCUCGAGGAAUUGUCCUCCCAAGUGGUCCGGAUAUUGAGACGUCUCCGUGCCACCGCCCCGUUGAGCUUCCGCGGUGGUUCCUUUCCACUGCAGUCAACAAGAAUGACCUGCUAAAUGUCACGCUACUAGCGCUGGAGGAUGUGACGUUCAAAGUGGAAAUUCACGUCAUCUACGGAUUGUACGCUUCUGUAGCUCCAUUUUUCGUCAACUCGACGAUCGUGAAGCUGAAAACACCGACCCGAAGCAACGCUACACAAGGUGUGACAGCCGAUACGCGACCUCUAUCGCGCUCUAUUUCGUACGAAGCGAAGCUGGUUCCUCGCGAUUACACUUUUCUCAUUGCGUACUCGGGCAAUGAUGGAGAUUAUACGUCGCCUCCACUCAAUCUCCCGCCGAAAUACGAAGCCUACGAGCGAGGUCGUGUUUUGCUGUCACACAACGUUAGCAGUACGGCUAAAAUACCGCUUGUAACUGACCCCUACAGAGAUGUUGUUACGGACACGUCGUACUGGUUGAUGCCCUACGGAUCGGCGGCUUUGACGCAUGAAAAAGUUGAAAAAUACCGUGAAACGUUUCAAGAAAUGUAUCUGGAUCCGUCAGAUACCACUGGCACCCAGUAUCUGUUCAAGUUUGACAGGAUGCUGCUCUCUUAUCUGCCGUUCUUUUCGAAUUGUAUGGAGUACGAUUCGUACAUCCCCCUGUUCGAUCUCUUCGAGAGCGAUCAAUGCCAACUACCAGCUAUGACAUCGGAAGCGGGAGAGUAUGGACGUACGUGGUGGCGACGAGAGUUCCCACCGUUGCCGAACCAAGAUGAUAUUCGAUACGUGGGGCCACUAGACUUCGCUCAAGAACCGACUGCGGAUAUUUGCAUGAUGAAUCUCCAGUGUCAUUACGAAGAGGAGUUGGCAACAGCUGAUGUGACGCCACGUUGGUUUGAACAGUCGAAAGGAACGGUCCUGUAUUACUUUCUGCGAGAACCAGGCACACUGGCAGACUAUUUGCAAGGUGGUCAGUAUUACAGCGAGAUUUUGGACGAGUACGGCUCGGACUACUUCAUUCCUGUCACCGUAGACAACUCUGCUGCUCAAUCACUAGAGGGAGAUUGCUCCACCUUGUGUUUCCCACGAACAGUAACGCUGGACGUUGCGUACUACCAGCUCGACUCUCACGUCAAGCGUAUCAUUAUGGCGACUCUGAUUUACGACAACUAUGAUCGAGACUCCUCCAACACAGCGUACACAUUUAGUGUCAAUCUGCAUCCUCUCAACUACUUCCAGCUCGUUAUUCAGUUCGCAUUCGAGAAACAAGUAUUCGUUGGACUCUUUUUCGUACUAGGCGGGAUGAUGACGGUCGGUGCUCUUAUCUUCUGGAUCGUAGUACGUAUCACGUCGCAUCUGCAGUCACCUCCGCGUUUCCGAUUUUGGACUGUGUUCGCUUUGAUCGCUCCACCACCUUCUGUCGGUGUAGCAAUGGCUUCGCUCCCUAUUUUCUCUGUGGUCUUUAGCUUCUACUUUCUACUGAACGGUGACCAAUUCCUCAACUCGAAUGGCUACUGGCUUAUGGACAAUAUCGUCCGACACUUCCUCGAAACCAAAAUCAACCCGGAAGUGGUAGCAGAAACCCGAAAAGGACGCAUCGGCGUGUGUUUCUUCUUCUUCGGCCUCUACCUCAUCGUGCUGGGUACUCGUAUCUUCCUUCCUAAGCCGAUCGCGAUCUCCGAAAAGGUCAUGGCUGAGCAGAAUGACCGUGACGCCCAGGAGCGCAGUAUCUGGUGGCCUACUCAAUGGAAGCGAGCGAAUAUGAUCUUUGCGUCGAUUAUGCUGGGUCUCUUCCUUGUUCUAAUGCUCGAGUUUUCGUUCUGGAGCUCAUUCGGAGACUACAUGUUCUACGUGAUUGUAGCUCAAGAGAUCAUCAACGCAAUCAUGGAAGGUUGGAUCGAAUCCCAGCUGAAAGAGGCCUUGUUGAUGGCUCCUCUGGUCUCAGCUCUCAGUCUCAUUGGAGGAAUCAUGACAUUCGGUGCCACGGACUUUGGAGAUUUCGUGCUGGGUAAUACUCUCGACUUCGGUAUGAUGAUAUUGAUGCGUGUAUAUGCCGAUACAGUCAUCGAAGCGAUCACGGAUUUCUUCAAAGAUAUUGCGCGUUACGUAUGGGGUAAAAUGAAAAUUAUCGGUCGUGGUACACUGCUAUUAUUCAGAAGCUUUACACGAUCAACUGCUGUUAGUAGUGACGCGGAAACGGUGGAACCCAUUAUCGACUUCUACGCUAUGGCCUCCAUGGAGAGACUGGCGCUGUUUUACCAGCCUGUGCUGAUACUCAUCAUGAUGUUCUUCCGUGAAGAAGUUCAGCUUCCAAUACUGUACAAUAUUCGUGAGAAGGAUAUGGAAAUCUAUCUCUGGUAUUCCCUCAUUAUCUUACUAUUCCAGCUCGUGACGGAGGUAUUCGUGCUGAACGUAGUCGAGAUUUUCCAGGGCUGGAAACUAUACGAUUACCUCGUGUAUUGUCGAUACCGCUUCUUGCAACGCGAGAAGCGCUGGAAAGGUAUGGAGCCGAAUCUGGACGAAUGUAUCGAUGAAGGACUGCGUACACUGGACCAAAUGUGCUUCUCGUCACAAUUUUUCAUGAUGUGCACUAUUCACAUCACCGGGAUUCUGUUCUUCGUCGUGGGUAUUGAAAUCAUGGCCCGAGCGAGCUACAACCUCUUUGGUGACCCCGCUAUGCCGCUGCUACUCGCGUUCGUGCUUGCAGUUUCAGUGUUCGUGCGUGCGUUGGUGAUGUUCUUAGCUGUACGCUUUGAGGUCUGGAAAAUCAAACACGAGAACACGGCGUGGCUCGCCGCACCUGACGAAGAUGACGAGUUCGGUGUACCGCGUUGGGGCGAACUGGAGAAAAUUAAAGGAGCGUCACACGAAGCGUACAUGAUGAAUCAACGCAUCACAUCCGAUACAUUCCGCAACAAGUUCCUCAACUACAAUCGGUCGUGGCUAGUGAACCAGCUGCCAUCCGUCCUCACUCCACGUACCUUACGUCGUGCGAGACCAUAUCUUUUAGCUCAAUUCGCCAAGAUCCUCGACAGUCUGAACCCGCAAGUCUCGGACGACGAAGAAGACGACGACGGGCGUCCUCGCUUUGGUCCAGUGACUUUAUCUGCGCCGUCUCGCACCAUUAUCCGCCUCUGGCUUGCUCGAGCUCGACGUAUUCUACGACUAAAAACGGUUGUCCAGCCUUUGAUUCAAGCAGCUCGAAAGAGUGAGUGCGAAAUGUGCCUCUCUCGUCGUCAGCUUCAAGUCGAAAUGUCCAUUCCGAUUGAAGUGCUAGGCGACAAGUUCGACAGUCAGAACCUCGCCGAAGAGUUCGAUGCUGCAGCCUGGAAAGCCUUCUUCUCCAAGCAUCAGAAGUUUCAAACGCUCUGUCUUAACUGCAUCGUGCACCUUAAAACCACCGGUCAGCUUGGAGAUCUACGCGGUAUCGGCCGUGGUGACGAUGGCAUGGGAGACGAAGGCUUGAAUGCUACUCCGCUGAACGCUGCGUCCUAUGCUCUAGUGCAGAAAUGGUAUCGUAAAGCUCAAGAUCGUGUGUUCGGGAAGAGUGGAAAGCGUCGUCAACAACUUGAUGUGAGUGACGACGAAGAGGAAACGAUGCAACAUCGCUUUGAAUGGACGCGGCAGCCAGUGGCACUUAACGCUGCGUCUACUGCAGUAGCGAGGAAGUGGCUACUUGCUGCUCGUCACAAGCUCCGUGAACCAGGUCGCGCUCGCGACCAGCUACCAGCAAACUUAACUGCAAUUCACCCGUCCGUAAGAGGUGGAGCCACGCCGGUCCCCAAGCCUGCGAUGAAGAUGGGAGCUGCGGGCGGCGAAGCUGUCAAGGCGUCCAAAAUGCGUCGCAAAUGA